This is a messenger RNA of Dermochelys coriacea (leatherback sea turtle), 14929 nucleotides long. It is a transcript of the gene CHRM3, whose product is annotated as cholinergic receptor muscarinic 3. Lineage: Eukaryota; Metazoa; Chordata; Testudines; Dermochelyidae. Gene Ontology annotation, molecular function: G protein-coupled serotonin receptor activity; G protein-coupled acetylcholine receptor activity. Gene Ontology annotation, biological process: G protein-coupled receptor signaling pathway, coupled to cyclic nucleotide second messenger; saliva secretion; adenylate cyclase-inhibiting G protein-coupled acetylcholine receptor signaling pathway. The record is from RefSeq and is a predicted model, not a curated record. The transcript is spliced from 4 exons. Gene Ontology annotation, cellular component: dendrite; plasma membrane; synapse. Bases 689 to 2539 code for a protein of 616 amino acids.
AGCCAAUGAGCGGAGCGUCUGCGAGCUGCCGGAGCGCUGGGUCCCUGCGCGGCGCGGCGCGGCUCGGCGGCGGCGGGGGGGGAAGCUGCUGAAGCGGCAGCUCAAGACAUUCCGGCACUCGGCGGAGCGCCGGCGGCUUCGCCGUGUGGAGGGGCUGCAGCGGGGCGCCCGGCUCGGAGCGCGGGAGAAGAACGUGAGGGACGGGAGGUGGCGCUGCCGCUGCCCGGGCACAGGUGCUGCUGCUGCUCCGGGCGGGAGGAAAGCAGCUGCUGCUGCUGCUGCUGCUGCUCCCGCUCUGCGGGCGGUAGGGGUGCGACGUGCCCCCCGAGCAGCGCCGCCCGCAGGGGAUAUACCGGCCGCUUGGCCUCCGUUUCCCGUGAGGAGCCGGCUCCCAGGUCGCGCCGGAUUCAGCGGGGAGCGGCGGGAGCUGGACGCCCUGGCGCUGCGGGCGAGGAGGAGGUCGCUCAUCAGAGGCACCUGGGCAGCCAGAUUUUGGCGGUUAUGGCGCAUCUUACAGCAGUGAGUGGUAUAAUGGGCUGCAGGUUGGAUGAAUUACAGUCAUCUGCAACAUGACAUACAAUACCAAACUUCUUCCUUGUCAUUGCCUAUGUGCUGACACAGUACUGGUUUUGUAUCCAAAAGAAGAGUUCCCAGAACUGCACAGUGCCUGAUCCAAACAAACACUUUGAUGUUCCUAGCUGGACUACGUAGACUAUGUCAAAAAGUCACAAUGAUCCUGCACAAUAACACUACAGUCUCCCCCUUGUUUUCAAAUGUGAGCUUCUUCUGGAAUAGAGAUUCCCAGGGAACAGGGCUUCUUGAGGAUGCAACAUCAGUCAUUGGCAGUUAUGACUUCCCUCAGACAACUGAGAGUUUUCCCUUCGCUACUGUGGAAACAGCCAAUAGGUCAGUAGAUGGCAUGAACAAAGAUCCUCUGGGUGGACACACACUCUGGCAAGUAGUUCUCAUUGCCUUCCUCACGGGCAUCCUCGCACUGGUGACCAUCAUAGGAAACAUCCUGGUGAUUGUGGCAUUUAAAGUUAACAAACAACUUAAAACAGUCAACAACUACUUCCUGCUGAGUCUUGCAUGUGCAGAUUUGAUCAUCGGUGUUAUUUCAAUGAACCUUUUCACCACAUAUAUCAUCAUGGACCGCUGGGCUUUGGGAAGUUUGGCCUGUGAUAUGUGGCUCUCCAUCGACUAUGUAGCCAGCAACGCCUCUGUCAUGAAUCUCCUUGUCAUAAGUUUUGACAGGUAUUUUUCCAUCACCAGGCCCCUUACAUACAGAGCUAAACGAACAACCAAAAGGGCCGGAAUGAUGAUAGGCUUAGCUUGGGUCAUCUCGUUCAUUCUUUGGGCCCCUGCCAUCUUGUUUUGGCAGUAUUUUGUUGGGAAAAGAACUGUGCCUCCUGAUGAAUGUUAUAUCCAGUUUCUAAGUGAACCUGUCAUCACUUUCGGCACUGCCAUAGCUGCCUUUUAUUUGCCAGUCACCAUUAUGACUAUUUUAUACUGGAGGAUCUACAAGGAGACGGAGAAACGCACCAAAGAGUUAGCAGGGCUACAGGCCUCGGGCAGCAAAGCUGAGGCAGCUCGCUUCAUUUGCCAAACUGGCAGCUCCAGAAGCUGCAGCAGCUAUGAGCUGCAACAGCAGAGUGUGAAGCGCUCCGCCAGAAGGCAAUACGGCCGAUGCCACUUCUGGCUUACAACAAAGAGCUGGAAACCCAGCCGGGAUCAGGGGGACCAGGAGCACAGCAGCAGCGAUAGCUGGAACAACAACGAUGCCGCUGCUUCUCUCGAAAACUCUGCCUCCUCUGAUGAAGAAGACAUUGCCACGGAGACGAGGGCCAUUUAUUCCAUUGUGCUGAAGCUUCCUGGUCACAGCACCAUCCUCAACUCCACUAAACUACCCUCAGCUGACGACUUGAAUGGGUCAGGGGACGACUUGCAGAAAUCCGACAUGGGGUCAAAGGAGAGGAACCCUAAAAGGUUGCACUCUCAGAAAAGUGUGGAGGACGGAGGGAACUUUCACAAGAGCUUUUCUAAGCUUCCAGUUCAGCCAGGGUCAGCAGUCGAAGCAGCCAAGGUUUCUGAUGGCAUUCCGUCAAUGACUAAGACAUCCGCAGCCCUGCCUUUAUCCUUCAAGGAAGCAACCCUGGCCAAAAAGUUUGCCUUGAAGACCAGAAGUCAGAUCACCAAGAGAAAACGAAUGUCGCUUAUCAAAGAAAAGAAAGCAGCACAGACGCUCAGUGCUAUUUUGUUUGCCUUCAUCAUCACCUGGACACCAUACAACAUCAUGGUGCUGGUGAACACCUUUUGUGAUAGCUGUAUCCCCAAAACAUUUUGGAACCUGGGGUACUGGCUUUGUUACAUCAAUAGCACAGUGAACCCUAUGUGCUACGCAUUGUGUAACAAAACAUUCAGAACCACUUUCAAGAUGUUACUGCUGUGCCAGUGUGACAAACGGAAGCGACGCAAACAGCAGUAUCAGCAGAGGCAGUCAGUCAUUUUUCAUAAGCGGAUCCCCCAGGAGACUUCAUAGAAUAGUAUUUUUAACAAAAAAAAAAACAAACUAUCAAAGGGCAUGUGGGAGGGGGAGUGGUUCCAGGGUGCUGAUACAAACCUUUCAUCAUCAAGAUGUGAGAGCAGCUGCCAGGCUUAUAUAUCCUUUUAAUAAAUCCAGUUUAAUAUUAAAAUCAAAUCUGCAUUAAGCAAAAACAAACAGACUUCAAGGUUUUUUAUUAAGGAAAUGAAAGACUUUAAUAAAGUUUUCCUACAAAAUUACAAGAAGCUGUAGAGCAAUUAUGAACCCGUUACUGAUCAGCCCAGUUUUUUUGGUUGUAAUCACCUCUGGGAUCUCAGGUAAGCACAUCUAGCUAGUCCAGUUCCAGCUGUUUCCAAGGAAUCAACAGGUUUCAAUUCAACUCACAUGUGGAUACAGCAAGCUAGUUAAACAUUGUUAUGAAAUUAUUUAAAACACUGUAUAGGUUGCAAAACUGUUUCUUGUUGUCCCAGUAAACCUUCUUGUCUCCUCUUUUGGUGUGAUUCUCCUUGUAGCCCUGAUUCUUGAACCUUACAGAGUAUCUAUUUGUGCAGCUCAUGUUAUGUGUGUGUGUGUGUGUGUGUGUGAAUGCACAAGUUACACUCACACUCCACCAUUUAUAUAUAUAAAUAUGCCAGGAAAGAAGUGAUCUAUCAAUCUAAAUUCUUACAUGGGUCCCUAUCAUUGUGGUAUGUGAGUGAAAUAUAUGAUUUGACAAAUUAGUCUGUAAAUGUAAAUUUAUUUUGUUAUUUUCAAAUUGAAAUUAUAGUGUAUAUUUGAAAACAUAAAAUGCACACCAUUUAGAAAGAGAUAAAUAAGUGCUACUUGUGAUCCAAAUGCUGUCCACAGAUUAUUGCUAUGGGACAUAUGCCAACCUAAUACAGAGAUGCAGCCAGAUAAAAUUUAAUACAGAGAUGCAGCCAGAUAAAAUUCUGUAUGUAUGCAGUACCGUAUUUCAGUCCAAGUGAUAAUGCCUCCUCAGAAGCAUUGGCUACUGAGCUCAAAGUUGAGCAUAGAAUUCUGGAAUCUGUAGUCUCUGCAAGCUGCAUGUCUGUAGUAAAAGUUGAAAAAGUCUGCAUUUUAUGGAAAAGGAAUUUUUACAGACUGCCACUGUGGCCUUCAGUUGCAAAAGUCUUGUGUAGAAGAAAUCCUUGAUUGUUUUGAACCUGAAGGACACUUAUUCGAAAACAUUUCUUUUUCACAAUCUGUUUGAAAAGUAUAGUAGAUAUCACCAACUUGCAAGCUGGCACUUUCUGAUAAAGAAAACAAAAAAGGGGCUUUAAUAUUUAUAAUUUAGACAUGGCCAGUAUUUCCUGGUAUUUAUGAUAUGGUCUACACCAAACAUAGUGUGCUUUAUAAAAGUCAGAGAUCCCCUGAGGAAAGUACUGUACUUUUAAGUAUUGUUCUAAAUCUUAUUUAGUUAUGUGUUAAAAGAUAAUUUCAUAUUAGCCUUUGAACUGACCAAAACAAUUUUUUCCUGAUACUCAUAUUUUGCUGAAAAUAAUAAUAAAGCAAAAAACAAAACAAACAAACAAAAACCCCCAACAAACUUCCUUUAUAAAGAGGCAUCAGUGUUGUGAACACAGAACUGGUAUAAAAGCUGCUUUUGUAUUCUGUGUGAGAUGGUGUUUACAGAUGAUUUUGACAGCAGUGGAAGUAUAUUAAAUGGUGUCUGUGUAUCUGAACUAUUUAAUUUUGUGUUAUGUUUAUAUGAAGAAAUAUUUAUACAGACUUCACCAAAUGUUUUAUUUAAUGUUGAUAAAUAUUGCUCUUCAGUCUUCAACUGUAGUGUCCUUUUAAAGUGAUUCAUAAAGGUCCGCUUGAGCAAUGAAUACAGUAUACCUAGCUUUCAUGUCACUAAAGCAAAUAUUCAUACUCAUAACAUUCAUAAUUUUUAUUGUUUUUCUGGUAUGAGUUAUAUUAAAUGUCUAUCUAAAACAAAGUUUGUAGCCUAUGCUCUAGGUCUAGUGAUGAGAAAAAAAAGUAGGCCUUGAGCUGUAGAUCAGUCACAUUUCAAGGUGGAGAAACCCAUAAUUUACUGAUCAGUUUUGUUUGCCACAUCCAACCAAAGAUUUACAGGGAGCCACCAAACUGUUUCCUAAGCUGCAUAGAAAAUUACAGAGCUUUAUUUUACAGAACUGUGUAGUAACAAAGUGCAUAUCUGCAGUACAUUUCAUUACUCAAGUUGACCUUCUAACCAAUGUUUGAACAGCUAUAGAUAUAUAUAGAUAUAUUGCCUUCUUAUUAUAUUCUGAUAAUUAGAGUAGUGCAGUGCCCUCUAAUUCACAAAGUAUGAGAGCAAGUAAGGAAGCCAGAGUUCAGUAAGAGACUCUAUUAUAUAAUGCUAUUGAUUUUACUAUGGAAAAUUAUUUUUCUACCGAAGUUAAGCUUCUUCUGAAAAGGAACUGUCACUAUUGUUUACAUGAUAGGAAGAGUUAAAACUCUUGGAUUGUUUUCGGAGAAAAAAAAUAAACAAUUUGAUGUGUGAACAGGCUUGAAAAUGUUAUUUUACAGACAUAAUACAUUAUGGAUUUAUACACAUACUAGAAAAGAUUAAUUUAGUUAUAUAUUUACUUAAAGGAAUAUGCACUAUAAAAUAUUCAAAAUUUGGCUGUGUUGCAAAUACAAUUCUAAACAAAGAGAAAUCAGAUUAAUAUUUCAUGUGUGUAUGUGUGUUUGCAUGAUAUAUAUAUAUAUAUUUACACAUAUAUAUAUAGAUGUAUGUCCAUUUGUAUAUAUGCAAACAGAUUUUAUAUACAUGCACAAAGAAAUAUAUAUGUGUAAGAAAGGUGCAAUACAAAUGGACACAAUCUGCCACGGCAUUUCUUUGCACAAAUAAAAAGGAAGUAAGGGCUCACAUCUGAUGGAGGAAAGUGGAGUCACAAACAUUAUAAAACUGUCAGUAGGAGUGCAGUCGUGUAAAACUUUCUUACAUCAACAGGUGGCCUCAUAAAUCCAGUCCUGCUCCUGUUAAUUUCAAAGGUCCAGGAUUGGACCCCAUUAGAGUAGAUUAAUGAAGUUUAAGACUACUGGGGCAUCAAGAGUAAAUUUUGCAGGGUGGGACCCAAAGGCUAUCAAAAUGGCAGACACUGUAAACCCCUGUCUGAGACACCAGCACAUACAGCAUCAUGUGGCUUUUAUAUGUGCUAGAGUUGCAUGAUUCUGACAUAUUAGAUUAUGACUCUAAGCUCAGAGGCUGUGAAAAAUAAAUGAAUAUCUGACUGAAUGGGCUAGUGGCAAGUAUAACUGCAGCAAACAAUUACAUUUUUAAUGGCAUGAUGUACCUUCUUGUCGCAGCUAUAGGGCAAAAUGUAAUUGGAGCUCUACUCAUCUCUGGCCUAAAUCUAAAGGAAUACCUUAAUGGUCUGAUUCUCAAAGGUGCUGAGCAUCUGAAGUGUCCUUUGACUUCAGUGGGAUUUGUGGGAUCUGAGUAUUCUGAAGAAUCAGAUCUUAUCAGGGAACCAGCCAUGUUGUGGAAAACUAGCAUAGCCACGCAGAUGUGCUGAAGAAGUUGCUUCCCUUCAUCUAUUAGCUUGCUAAAAUCGUCAACUUUAUUUUUUCUUUAUAAGUAACUAUUUUCCUGCUCUACUGUAAGAAGGGCCUGUGAAUACAUUUGAGCCAUUCUCAACCUCGUGCCUAUAAUAAUUGAACAUAUGAAUCCAAGCACCCUUGGCUCUCCUGUACAUAUUGCAAACAUCAAAACAAAAAAGAAAUCUAUUUGUAUCUUUCCCCUGGUUGGUAAGGUCAGUAAGUUUAAAUAGGCACACACAAUCACACCACAUACACUUAUGGAGGGCAUAGCUGUGCGAUAUAAUGCUGAGUAAUGUGAUAAAUUGCAUUUAACAUGCACCCUUGGCACCUUACCAUACAUGGACAAAUAAUCUCAUGAAGAGAGAUUGAAAAGACCAGAAGUCAGGGACUGCUUUCCUUAGAGAGGAGACAAUAAGAGGAGACAUGAUAGAAACAUACAAAAUAAUUUAACAGUAUAAAUCUGGUAAAUCAGACACUUCUGUUCUCUGUAUCUCAGAACAAGGGACACUCAAUAAAAGUGAAAGGAGACAAAUGCAAAAUUAAUAACAGGAAAUACAUUUUCAGGAAACACAUAAUUAGACUGUGGAACGCAUUGCCACAGGACACCGUUGAGGCUGAAAGCUUAGCAAGAUUUAUAUUAACAUUUACGUCUUCCCCAUGUGACACAUUCCACUUGCUUCUAGCCCUGGAAGGUCCUAAGAUUUUCAACUUGGAAGUUAUGGCUGUGUGUGUGUGUGCGCGCGCGCGUGUGUGUGUGUGUGUAGAAGAGCUAUUGUAGUAAUUUGUGGAGGUGUUUCAAAUUUUGUGUUUUUUUUUUUUAAAUGGUGAAUAUUUGAAGUUGCUCAGUGGCUGGAAUUGUUAGAAUUCGUCUUGGUAGAGAUGGAUUAGAAUAGAGUACAGCAGGUGGACCUGUGAUUACAGGAUCGGACUCCUGAGUCAUCUCGGGACCCAGGUGUAAAUCUGUGGUAGAUAUCAUCUUUGAAUCAAGGAAUCACCGGUGACAGAUGCCACAGUUAAAGAUGAAAGAUAUAUGCUCUUUAUUACAUGGCUAUCACCACCAGCAUGUAUACACACAUCUAUACAGUGCAUUAAUAUAUGUGCUGUGGCUUUAUAUAUAAAAUUAUACUGAAAAGUCAGCCAAAAAAGGAAGAUUAUUUUGAUACCUCAUGAACUGUAACCUGACAGCAGAACUAUGUUUACUUUUAUUCUUUCACUUAGCUUGAUAGAGAAGUUUCCUAGUCUUUCUGCAGAACACAGCUCUCAAAGUGGAUUCUCUUUUUCUCUGAAAAUGGGGUUUCCUGUGUGUGAUAUAGGCCCUUUGGGCUUUUCAGAAAUCUAAAGAUGGAAACCAUUUCCCAGAUUUCACCCAUUCAGGUCUUGCACCUGUUUUACAAUAGGUUUAACUUCAUUGACUCUACCAGAGGUAAUCCAGAUUUCCACCAAUGUGAGAUCAGAAUCCAGCCAUGUAUGUCUAUGAGCAGAUUCUGUCUGGGAUGAGAUAGGCGAAAUAGGAUUUGACUACAUAUGGGCUGGGCACCCGUUACAGCCCUGAUCCUACAAGCUGCUCUUUAUAACCAAAUUCCUGCACGCAUAUCGUCUCCUGACAGCUUUAAUAGGACUCAGCCAUGAGUGCAAGGGUCCAUCCAUGUGAACCAGCUUGCAGAUUCAGGGUCUAUUGGGGAGCUGUACAUCAUUGCAAUAUUAUUUGUUUUGGAUAACCAGUGUAGAGGUCAUCUCAGCUUUACUGGGUUUAUCCAUAGUCUCAACAUAAGAAAAAAAGUGUGUGUGUGGGGGGGGGAAUCUCCUGAUCUUCACACUCUGCUGUAUGAAAUUGCACUGUAAUUUCCUGGCCUCAUGGACAGAGUUAUGCACACUUUGAAAACCUUGCUUGCUUGCCUGUUUGAAGAAACAUAGGGUAUGAGUUCAGAUCAUUCAUUUUUUUCUUUAACACAAUAAAACCUAGUUUAACAGGGAUGUAUGAUUCAGGCUUCAGAGAAAGCUUAUGAAAGUGGUGAUAAAAACUAUCAGCUCAUUUGCAGUAAGGAGGCCUAACAUGCUUCUAAAUGGGUGAAGCUAUACAGUUUAUUUAACUUGGCAGAAAUCUUGGAAAAUAAACAAAUGGUAAAAGUUUUUAUAGAAGCUCAAAUCCUUCUCAUGCAUAAGGGUGAAUAAAUACAUGUAAAGCAGCGCCUAAAUAAGUUCACUAUAUGAUUGGCUUUGUAAGCCAAGCUCCUCCAUCAUUAGCUAUGCCACACAUGUAAGAGGUGGAUGUCCGGGUCAAGCCUUUUUGAUCUGGUCCUUGUUUUCAGCACAGCACUUAAUGACUGUACAAUAAUUCAUAAGAUUUUUUUCCCCAGGAAUUUCAAAUUAAGUUUUUGCUAUUUGUUCCCUCCACUAAACAGUAUUGCCUGGUGUGGGUGAAAUGAAGCUAUGUCUGUAAAUCUGUGGUAAACAUUAGUCACUUGGCUAUGUUUAACAAAAAAAAAAUACCCCAACACAACACUGCUAAACACAGAGAUUUCAAUUCAGUUUGCAAAUUAUUCAAAAUGGCACAUCUAACAUUUAUUUUACAUGUGGAUAAAAUAUCCUAAGGAUCUUCGUGCUAUCUCAGUGUAAUGGAAAUAAAAUCCAAGGGCCACAUCCUGACUCCUGGUCUGGCUGCAAACAUGUAGAUCCAGCCAUCUGAGAUAUUGCUCUGCAUGCGGGAAUAAUUGGGUGGUGUUGAGCCAUUGUGGUAAUUCCUCACACAACCUCUAAAUCUUCAGCAUAGGGAUGUCUCAGAGAAAGGGGGUGUGGCUGGUGCCACACUGGUGCAAAAUGAGACAGCCAUACGGCUGUUUUUCUUUGUGCAGAGAUCAGCCAGGGCUGUGGAGUGUAGGGUGCCCUAAAUCCUUUGUGUUUUUCCUCCUCCAAUCUCAUCCACUCUGCAUUGGUUGGACACAUCCCAGAAUAGAUGUCUAUGCAAUAAUACCUAAUGCUUUCUGCACUGCACUUUCUUAAUUUAUUACUGUAUCUUUUCAUUAUGAUUCCAUCCACUCCCCAAACACACACCACACACACUCUCACACAUACACACUCACAUUCGGAUUUACACACUAUAUUUCAAAGUGCAAGUUUCCCAGGUUACAACAUCCCAAGACUUAGUGUGCCAAAAUUAAAUCAGGACAUGACUGGAAAUCCACACAUUUGUUUACAUUAAUAGCAUUACAAUAGAAAGUUAUGCCCUCCAAUUUUUAAAAUACAUUAAAAAACUCCACUCUGCUGAUAAAUUUUUUACUGGACCUCUAAGCUACCAUAUAAAAGAUCAUGAAGUUCUGCUUGUUGCUUUGCAACUACAGUUAAAUCCUGCAGUUUCACAUCAAUGAUGCUGGUGCAGCCAGACAGAAAAAUAAAAGAACGGGUGGUCAUUUUAGCUUUUACUGCACUGGACUCCAUUCUGAAGUCCUCACUCAGGCAGAGUGCUCAUUGAAUAGAACUGACGUUUUGCCCAAAUGUAGGAUUUCAGGAUCAGGCCCAGUUUUUGCAAACUGUACAAGGACAAACUAAUGUAUAAGGACAAACUUUAGGGGGGAAGUUAUUUUAUUUCAGCAUUUCAGAGGAAAGAGUAAAAAAUGCAAAUUGAUAUGUAGUUGUAAAUGGCUUUGUCUCUUAAAUUUUUUCUAUGUGUCACCCUCGUCUUGAAGGAAACUGACAUAGAAGUGCUAGGAAUAGUGCAUCAGAAAUGUAGCCCUCUUGAGCAGGUAAUAUAAUCAUUUAUCAUCAUGUCUGAUAAAUAACCCUAAGUGGGGCUAAAGCUUCCAGUCUUGAAGACAAUGGGAUUUUGGAUAGUCCAAAAUCACUUCUGAUUCCCUAUAGAUGGUAUAAACAACUGCCACUUACUGUAGAAUUUGUUAGCCUAACCUGCUCUGAAAAUGCUGUGCCUGUGUGCAGCAUAGUCCCUCUGUCGUUCUGCCUGUAUGUGCAAGUAUAGAGCCACUAAUGUCAAUGAGGUUCCUUUUACACACACGAUCAAAGCAGUACAGCUACAUAGGGUAUUUGCCCACAGGUACUGUCAACAUCUCAUAAGGUUGGUGCACACAUAUGUUGGACACCACCUUGAAAACUGAAAUUGUAUCAUUAGAAAAGCACAUUGAAUACUCCAUAGAACUUUCAAUUUUUACAUGUUGCUAUCACACCAUUUGCAAGAGAAUUGAGAUUAUUAGAUAACUAGUCUUUUUUGUGCACCAUUUACGCAAUAUGUGAGUUGAUCUUUACAGUAUCAUAGAGAAGUUAAAUUGAAAGUUAGAUUUGCCUAUUCACACCUGUUCUCCGAAACUAUGUUUUACCAUAGAUAUUGGGACAGACCACAGAAAACAUCAAACAUAGGAAGAAAUAAAAUAUCUAUGCAAAAUUUAAAGAUUUAAAAAGCAAAAAUGUAUUUUUUUUGUAUUGGAUAGUUUGUUUGUUUUAAACCCAAAUAUACCACCAAUUAAAUUUAAUAAAAAUCAAGCCGAUUUUUAACUCAGAAAAUGUUACUGUUCUAGAAAGCUUUGGGGCUAUAGUCAAUAAAAGUUAUUAUAAGUCGUUAAGGGAAGAAUGUCACAAAAAGUGUCCUAGACUUUAGAAAUGUUUACUUUGCAUGUUUUAUUCUUAACUGAAUUUCACCUACUCAGAUGUUGGCUGUAGCCCAACUGCCUCUCUUUAUUGGCCAGUCAUAAAGCUAGGAGGCAAAAUAGGUUUUCCCUCCCCCCCCCCCAACACUUACCUGAACCUAAAAUUGCCAACUUUUGUCUAAAUCUGAAUUAGAAACAUUCUUCCAUUGCUUUUGAAGUGCUAUGACAGUUGUAUGCAUUUUGGAAUUCAGGAGGCACUUUGGUCUCAGGACUGUGGUUGUGACAUGGAAUCUUAAACCCUUUUGCUCCCAGAUAGAUAUGCGGGAUAUUCUGUUAAUAGCAAUGGAGCUAGAAUGGUGACAUUACAGGAAUUUGAUGACAUAUUCAAUGUCCCUUGAAAUGUUUUUAAAUUCUUAAAAUCUGAGACCCUUCCCUAUUAUACCUAUGACUGGUGGAUCAAAGGAGGCUCUACAGACAAUAAUCUAAACCUACAUUUGUCUGUGUAAAUAAAACUUAUUGUAAGAUUUGAAUAUUUAAAAUAAGUUUACAUCCUUCAGAUACUUUCUCUAUGGCAUGUCUGAGAAAGAUUUUGAAUUAAAUGGACACAGAAUGAUAAGGGUUAGUGCCUGUGAGAGUCUCUCAAGUAGAAUCCACAACCAAGUUUUAAAACUCAGUCUAAGACAUUAGAGAUAUAAGAAAUUAAUUUAAAUCUGCAGAAUUAAGUCCACUAUUGAAUAAGAGGAGAUGCUUCCAUAAGCAAGAAUGUCCUUUUAAAAAUGGCAUGAAGUAUUUUAAUACCUUAAGCACAUGCUUACCUUUGGGCAUGUGCAUAGUUCCCUUGCCUUCCGUAGAACUACACAUGUGCUCACAGUCAAACACAUAUUUAAACAGUUUGCUGAAUCAUGAUCAGAGUGAUUAGCACCAUUCAGAAUCAAGCCCAAAGGCUAGAUCCAAUUCCCAUUGAAGUCAGCAGGAGAGGGAUCAGGCCAUAUGUUGUUUUUGUCUGGAGUAAUUAAGCAUCCUGAUAGCUUCAUUUCAUAAAUGUGGGUCUGUAUUUUAACUGCUCGAUGAAUCCACUUGUUUGGAGAUUUCUUUAUCCAGCAGCUGUGGGUCUGAAAUAAACGGCACUAGUGGCAGAUGAAAAAUAAUUCAGGAGGCUAUGAAACUGAUACAGCCCUGUAUCUAUUGCCUAUUAGCAGUAGUAUUUGCCUAUUAACAAGCACCUUCCCUGCUCGUACAUAAAGUGUGUUGUGUAUGUACACAUACGUAGGUGUACACACACAACAUUUUAAAUAUUCGACCUGUUUGGUUUUGCUAUGAUGCUUAACUCUGCCGAAGAAUUGAUCUUGCAGUUAAAUAAAGCACUGCCUUACUGUAUGUCUAAGGUAAAUGUUAUAAGAAAAAAAAAUCCAGUUCACAUUGAACACAUUUUAAAAACAAUAACACAUAUCAGUGGAAGACUAGAGAUUAUCAAAGAUUAUUUACUGUUAUGUGCCUCAGUGGUAAUGUUUCAGAGGAACUAUGCUUCUUCUAACUAGUAAAAACAGCAACAUGGAAAGGUUGACUAUACAGGACCUGGAUAUUUUCUGAGAUACCAUUAUACAAAAGGUUCCCCUUGAAGUCAGUGAUAGUUCACUAAUCUGUGGAGAGAGGUUGGGUGCUGAAUUAAUUGUAAAAUGAUGAUGUAGCCUCCAAAGAUCAAGUGCAUUGCCAGCAAUCCACAAUUGUCCAGGGUUUUAAAUACCUCUGCUAGCAUGAAUUGUCAUUGAAUGUGCCCCAAACUGAGGAUCGGUCCCCCUGACGUGUGCUGUAAAGACUUGGCUUGCUCCUAAUUAUCACAGAAGAACAUUGCUUUCACAAGAGAUUUUUCUCCUGCCAAGUUAUUUUAACUUAUUACUAUUUUUUUAACCCCACACUGAAAUCUGAUUAGGUGGCACCUUCCCUGGUGGAACUUUUCUAGAGGAAACAUUGUAAUCUACAAACUGCAUUUACCCUGAAUAGCCUGAUAACACAGCGUAAUAAAAUAUGAUAAUUUCAUUUCUUUAGUCGCUGCUCACAGCACUGCUUGCUUGUUAAGAUAAAAAAUGAAUGAUUUGAUAUUAAACUCAUAUCUGAUUGUACUAUACAUUGUGUGCCAUGCAGUUGGUGAUGUAAGGUUAACAUAACUGCUAGGUGUUGUUUCAGCAUUUGAAAUAUAUUUCCGCUUUCUCCUUUCCUCUCUAAAGCUGAGAGCAAACAUAGAAUACAGACUGAGCAAUUAGGAAAUAUGAAACUGUUUUGUAUCAAGCAAUUUUAGAUUAGAGGCUGCAAGAGGUGAAAACAAUCUUGAAAAGUCCAUUAGAGUUAAGAGUCAAAGAUUAAAAUCUUCACCAUGUAGAUCCCUCUUUCAUACAUUUUUGGGGGAAUCUCUUUCUCCUCCCCUCCCCUUCUAGUAUCAGUAUGUAAAAGUAGCUCUGUACUGGUGUCCAUUUGCAUGCUACAACACAACUUUAUCUGCUAGAAGUUCACUUCAUGAAACUCUCGUUUCCCCAAUGAAUUCCACAGGUUGUACAGCUACUCUACCCUGGUUGAGAAUGCCAGCCAGUUCUGAAGCUGAAUCUAAACUCCCACUAACUGCAAUAGACCUCUGGAGUGCAAAUUUUUACCACUGACCCACUGAGCGAAUGCUGCCAGAAAUUUCCUUCACCACAGCUUGCAAUUGAGUAUAUGGCAGUCAAUUGUUCAGUCAGUGUUUUCCAGAUUGCAAUCAUUAAUCUGAAAUCCUGUUUAUUUUAAGUAUUGCCCUCUCCCCCUUGCUUCUCCCCCAGUCUACAUACAGCAGAGCCGUACACCUGUCAGCAGAGCAGUCUGGUGAGAAUAAAGCUAAAAAUAAACACCCUGAGUUGUAUAUCAUAUUACAAUCAUUAUCAUCCUCACUCACUCCAGAGGACAAUGUAUACAUAUUGCAAAACCUACAUUGAAAAUCAUACUCAGUUGAAUUAUAAAUUCUCACAUCGUCCAUUAUUCCCAUUAAAGUUGGAAAAUAAUGGAUAUAAGAGACUGCUCAACCCUGUUCCCUUGACAAAUUGCCACUCACUUAGCUGAAGCAUGUAUGCCUGUAUAUGUCAAAGGAGAUAUUUUUGGGUGCCUCUCUACUAUUCUGAGAGAGGCUAAAGUUAAUUCACACAGAAAUAUUAUUGUCCUUUUUUUUUUCCCCACAGCCAACUUCCAAUGACAAGUUUAAUGCUGUCACUUCUGACUAUACUAGAGUCUUCCUGUAUUUUGGACUAUUGAUUCAUCUUCCCUCACAUGUGCCAAUUUGUUCAAAUGUCUUCCUUUCUCUCUGUUUCCUCCACAAUGGCUGGUAAAUCUAUAAGCUUCAGCCCUUUACCACAGCAUAUUGAGAUUUAGACAGGAUUUGCUGUGUACAGUCUCUCUUCGAGUCAAAUUGGAUCCUUAACUUGUUGAGCUACCACACAGCUCUGUACUGUGCUCUUUAAUUUUAAUAAAAUUUAAUAAAAGUAAGCACGUGACUAAAAUACUGAGGCAUUAAAAAUUGCCCAUUCAUAUUAUUUCCCGUCAUUUAAAAGCAGUUUUAGCAAAUAUUUUUUUCUAUUAGGAGCAAAUGCUUCAAAUGGAUGGUCAUGACUAGCUAUGUAGCUUAUAAUGAGAUCUAAUACAAAACAGAUACUCUUCAAAUAUUUAUUAAUAAUGUUAUCUAAUUCAUCUUGGCUGAAUAGACUUAAAUUAACUGUUAAUACACACUCAAAACUCUCAUUAACAUCAAUAGGUGUUCAGGCAGGACCAGCUGAAUUAGUCUAUCCUUAGAGGAAGGGUAAAUAAUACUUGGAUUUUGUAUUUCCAGUUAAAAAAAAAAUGAGUCAAGUUCCCUCAAGUGUUAACCAUCAAAACCUGUUCUGUGCCCUCAGGGAAUCUCCUUUCAUUACUCCACUGCAGUAAAACAACAUACAGCAGCACAAAUUUCACUCAUACAGUAUAUGGAUGUAUAAGACUAAACAGUGAAAACACAUAUUGUAAAUGAUGUGAUGGAGUGAAAUUGUAUAUAUAUAUUUCAAGUCUUCAGAAUAGUUGAAGUUUUAACUUAUUUCAAGUUUUUAAGUUGAAAUCAAUUCAUAUUUGGAAAUUUUGUACAAGCUUGUAAAGUUAAAUACUAUGUCACCUGUAAUUUAUUUUGUUGCCAUAUAUUGACACAUGCUCAUUUAUAUAUGAAGUGUAUUGUUUAUCAAUUGCUUCUAAGGCAGCAAUAAAAACAUGAAAAUUGUUCUCA